Molecule: messenger RNA, 4728 nt
Organism: Phacochoerus africanus (Common warthog)
Lineage: Eukaryota; Metazoa; Chordata; Mammalia; Artiodactyla; Suidae
Gene: EZH1
Product: enhancer of zeste 1 polycomb repressive complex 2 subunit
Exons: 21
Coding region: 153-2396 (747 amino acids)
Biological process (GO): chromatin remodeling
Molecular function (GO): protein binding; histone H3K27 methyltransferase activity
Source: RefSeq, a predicted model, not a curated record
GCGGGGCCGCGGCGCGCAGGCGUCCUAGCAGCGGAUCCCUGCGGCUCGGGAUGGAGGCUGAGCAUUUGUUUUGCCUUUGAGUCUUGCCAUUCCUCUGAAGAACAGAAGACACUUAUAAAACUCUACACUUUGCCUUGCAUUCUAUAAGCAAAAUGGAUAUACAAAAUCCCCCAACUUCCAAAUGUAUCACAUACUGGAAGAGAAAAGUUAAAUCUGAAUACAUGCGACUUCGGCAGCUUAAACGGCUUCAGGCAAAUAUGGGUGCAAAGGCUCUAUAUGUAGCAAAUUUUGCAAAAGUUCAAGAAAAAACCCAGAUCCUCAAUGAAGAAUGGAAGAAGCUUCGUGUCCAACCUGUUCAGUUGAUGAAGCCCGUGAGUGGGCAUCCUUUUCUCAAAAAGUGUACCAUAGAGAGCAUUUUCCCGGGAUUUGCAAGCCAGCAUAUGUUAAUGAGGUCUCUGAACACAGUUGCAUUGGUUCCCAUUAUGUAUUCCUGGUCCCCUCUUCAGCAGAACUUUAUGGUAGAAGAUGAGACCGUUUUGUGCAAUAUUCCCUACAUGGGCGAUGAGGUGAAGGAAGAAGAUGAGACUUUCAUUGAGGAGCUGAUCAAUAACUACGAUGGCAAAGUCCAUGGUGAAGAAGAGAUGAUUCCUGGCUCUGUGCUGAUUAGUGAUGCUGUUUUCCUGGAGUUGGUAGAUGCUCUGAAUCAAUACUCGGAUGAGGAGGAGGACGGGCACAAUGACAACUCAGAUGGAAAGCAAGAUGACAGCAAAGAAGAUCUGCCAGUAACGAGAAAGCGAAAACGACAUGCUAUUGAAGGCAACAAAAAGAGUUCCAAGAAGCAGUUCCCAAACGACAUGAUCUUCAGUGCGAUCGCCUCCAUGUUCCCUGAGAACGGCGUCCCGGAUGACAUGAAGGAGAGGUAUCGAGAACUCACAGAGAUGUCAGACCCCAACGCUCUUCCCCCUCAGUGCACCCCCAACAUUGAUGGCCCCAAUGCCAAGUCCGUGCAGCGGGAGCAGUCUCUGCACUCCUUCCACACACUUUUCUGCCGGCGCUGCUUUAAAUACGACUGCUUCCUUCAUCCUUUUCAUGCCACCCCUAAUGUAUAUAAACGCAAGAACAAAGAAAUCAAGAUUGAGCCAGAGCCAUGUGGCACAGACUGCUUCCUUUUGCUGGAAGGAGCAAAGGAGUACGCCAUGCUCCACAACCCUCGCUCCAAGUGCUCAGGGCGUCGCCGGCGAAGGCACCACGUGGUCAGCGCUUCCUGCUCCAACACUUCAGCCUCUGCUGUGGCUGAGACUAAAGAAGGGGACAGUGACAGGGACACUGGCAAUGACUGGGCCUCCAGUUCUUCAGAGGCUAAUUCUCGCUGUCAGACCCCCACAAAGCAGAAGGCUAGUCCAGCCCCACCUCAGCUCUGCGUAGUAGAAGCGCCCUCAGAGCCCGUGGAAUGGACCGGGGCUGAAGAAUCUCUUUUUCGAGUCUUCCAUGGCACCUACUUCAACAACUUCUGUUCUAUAGCUAGGCUUCUGGGGACUAAGACAUGCAAGCAGGUCUUCCAGUUCGCAGUGAAAGAAUCACUUAUCCUGAAGCUGCCAACAGAUGAGCUCAUGAACCCCUCGCAGAAGAAGAAGAGAAAGCACAGGUUGUGGGCUGCACACUGCAGGAAAAUUCAGCUGAAGAAAGAUAACUCCUCCACUCAAGUGUACAACUACCAACCCUGCGACCACCCGGACCGCCCCUGUGACAGCACCUGUCCCUGCAUCAUGACUCAGAAUUUCUGUGAGAAGUUUUGCCAGUGCAACCCCGACUGUCAGAAUCGCUUUCCUGGCUGUCGCUGUAAGACCCAGUGCAAUACCAAGCAGUGCCCAUGCUACCUGGCGGUGCGAGAGUGCGACCCCGACCUGUGUCUCACCUGUGGUGCCUCAGAGCACUGGGACUGCAAGGUGGUUUCCUGUAAGAACUGCAGCAUCCAGCGCGGCCUCAAGAAGCACCUGCUGCUGGCCCCCUCAGAUGUGGCCGGAUGGGGCACCUUCAUCAAGGAGUCUGUGCAGAAGAAUGAAUUCAUUUCUGAAUACUGUGGUGAGCUCAUCUCUCAGGAUGAGGCUGAUCGACGAGGGAAGGUCUAUGACAAGUACAUGUCCAGCUUCCUCUUCAACCUCAACAAUGAUUUUGUGGUGGAUGCUACCCGGAAAGGAAACAAAAUUCGAUUUGCAAACCACUCAGUGAACCCCAACUGUUACGCCAAAGUGGUCAUGGUGAAUGGGGAUCAUCGGAUUGGGAUCUUUGCCAAGAGGGCAAUUCAAGCUGGCGAAGAGCUCUUCUUUGAUUACAGGUACAGCCAAGCUGAUGCCCUCAAGUACGUGGGGAUCGAGAGGGAGACCGAUGUCCUUUAGGCCCCUUGGGCCCCACACCAGCGCUUAUGGUAGCGGCACUGUCCUGCUUUCAUGCACACACCACUGCUGCUCGGAGUUUCCUGCACUGUGUGUCUCCCACACCGAGAAACCCCCACCUGCCCCAUCUAGUGAGGCCUCUGCUGUGUCCAGUGGGGACAGAACUAUCUCAGUGAGAGGGGAGACAGAGGCAGCUAGGGCUUGGGCUCCCGGGAGAGAGAGUCGCACAAGUGGGAGACUGCAUCUCAGGCCUCGGAGGAGGAGCGCACAGGCUGGGGGCGGGUAGCUUAGGCUUAAGUUCUUAUCAGCUGCCCAGGCCACGGGCCUCAGGAAUCAACUUGGACAGCUCCUAACAAGCAUUAGCCUGUAACUCUGACUUUCCGAAUCAAGAGUCCUUCUGUAGUUGGGUGGCCAGCGUACCUCCCUGUGGUCCCAAGACCUGGAGAGGAGAGGCUAAGUGACAUUUGGUCCCAGGAACCUGUGAGUGGGCAAGGUUAGAGGUGAGCCUGAUGGGCAGCACAGACUGACCUCAGAGGGGCGGUGGGUCACCUUACUCUCCCUCUUUCAAACCAAAAGAGUGUGGGCUCUAAGUGUGGAUAUUCAGUGCUGGGAGAAGGAAAGCCAGGUGCCAUCCUUCCAUAGACAAAGUGGGAACCAGCCUGACGAUGGUAAUUAAACUGCCAAACCUGGGGCCCAGCAGGCUUUGAGAAACCUCCUCUAUAUGCCCUGGAGAUGGAUGGCUAAGUUUUCAGAUUCCUGGGAGCAGGUGCCAGUGCCCUGUCAGCUCCUUCCAAAGUUUUCUCUUAGCAGCUGCAGGCAGACAUUGGGCCACUGCUGAAGAGGCGGAGGGGGAUGUGGCCUGGGUGUGACGCUGGUUUCCUGCAGCUGUAGUCCUUUGCAGGCCUUUCAUUCCCCUGAGAGGCUAGGCCUACGGGGCCACUCUGGCUUCUCUCUUCUGGGUAGAGGGGCGCAGGCCUGGACUAGUGAGGGGGAAGGUUGUUUGCUGAUUACUUUCCUGUCUGUAGCGCCUGCUGUUGGAAAGGGUGAGUUGACAGUGUUUGGAGGUGGGUGAGGAGCUCGCAAAUUGCACGUGUUUAGGAUGGCAUCAUGCAUGCAGUGCAGACUGGCAGAGGGUAUGUGAAGUCUCGAGAAGACGCAGGCCAACCACCCAUGCCAGUUCAUGGUGCCAUUCUCUCUGGGAGUCAGGCAGAGCAAAGCACUUUAUUUCCUUUAGAAGGUCUAUAGAUUGAGACGGAGUUUGAGCUAAGGGCUCUGGGGUCCCCGCCCGCAUCUUGUUCUUGAGGGAGAGGGAAGGAGACAGUGGAAGCUUCCCUCCAGUUCCGUCUCAUGUCCUGGUGGAGUCAGGAGGAGCUGCCUUGAAACAGAACUGCGUGAGAAGGGCACUAGCUCGAAGAGCUGCGCCUGUAUCCACAGUUGGUGCUGAGCUGCAGGGAUUAAGGAGCCUUGCACUGGGUAAAAAGACGUGGGCAGGUACAGACUGGCCCGGGGAGUGUUAGAUCGGGAUCAGCUUCUCCCUUCUCUCUGGGGAAUCAGAGCCUCUCUCCCCCACCCCACCCCCCAGUCUAGGCUGCCCACUCCCUUCCUCUAACCCCAUUGGCUGUCCUGUGAAGCAGGGAGUGGGGGUCCCUCUGGCCAAGCUGUCACCUAGGGAUUUUUGUGGGACACACACACACACACACACACACCACACACACCACACACACUCACAUACUCUCACUCACCACACUUGUGGGCACACAUGCACUCAGCACUGACACACGCCUAGCCAGUUCCUGACAGAAGCCUCUUCCCACCUGACGGGGCCAGCCCCGCCAUGAGUCUGAAAUCUACGUCUGCUGUGGUUUGUAUGCACUGUGUACUGGAGACACACGCUAGCUGGACUGCGGGAUCUGAAUUACUCAUAAAUUAUAGAGAAAAACCAGAGACAGAUGAAGAAGGAGUUAGGACUGUCUGAAGUGCCAGGGGCUGGCUGUGAGGAGUAGGUGGGGAAAAAAAUUACUUCCAGCCUUUGAGAGGCUCAGCUGAGCCCACCCUUCCCUCGGUGUGCAGAGUCACUGCGGCUGAUCCCCUCCUUCCCCAGCAUCAGACCACUAAGACUCCUGUUCCUCCAGCAUUCCCAUCCCUUUCCCCUGCCACCCCUCACCUUUAAAUGACGGGUCUCAACCCCUCCCCCCGCACAUGUAAUGAUGGAUGGAGCAAGGUGGUGGGACGUGGGGGGAGGCUGGCAUAUGUGCGACUUUAUUGCCAGUGGAUUUCACGCACUUUAAAGUCCUGUGGCUUGUGACCUCUUAUCUGAAUAAAAUGGUAGAAUCCA